AAUUGUCGCGUAAGUUACCAGCAAUUGGGGGCUUCGGGGCAGAGGCUGUGGCGCAUGCGUGUCCGAUAUUCGUGAGUGUAUACAGCGGUCUGUACUGCGCAGGUAGGAGAAUGUUCCGUCGCUCCGAUAUAGUUUAAUCGCGUCGUUUCCGUUCUUAUCAACUUGAUAUAGUUUGUUCAGGUUGUUACGACGUGUGAGUUCUUUAAUAAGCGCCGUCGAAUUGCCUUUUGUCCCCAUAAAAAAAUCGUUUAUGUUUGUGUGUGAUUGUUGAUUUUGAAAUCCAUAACGAGCUAUUUUAGUGAGUGCCAUCGAAUUCUUACAUUUCCCGCUAUCGCCGUAAUGAGGUGUGCUUUUGCUUGCGGCAGCACAAGCAGCAGCACCGAAACCGGCAGCAGCAGAAGUAGCGGGAGCAGAAGUUCGGCAUGAAAUGGAAGCGGCCAUACGCUCAUCAGUGCAGGUUGGUGGUCCACCACCCACAUCAGGUGGUCAACAGCAACAACACCACCACCAACAACAGCAGCAGCAGCCGCAGCAACGUGGCGGUAAUCCGCAGCAACAAUCGCACUUGCAUGAUAAUGGACCAUCGCCACAACAACAACAGCAUCAGCAGCAGCAGCAGUAUCAUCAACAACUUAGCAAUCUACCCACACACCAUCAUCAACAUCACCAACUACCGCAAGCGCAGCAAUCAGCUGCACAGCAACAACAACAAAAUAGUAAUAGCGGUAGUAACAGUGCGCAACAGCAGCAUCAACAGCAACAACAACAGGCUAAUAUGUCAGCUUAUCAACAGCGCAUGGCGUCCGGUCCGUCGCAGAUUCACAGGUAAAUAAUGUUCACUCAACUUUUCUUCCACUGUAUGCAUAUUUGUCCGUGUAAGUAUUAAAUUUAUUGCAAAAUAUUUAUUUGAAAGCAACCCCAAGUUUACAGAUUUGAGAUAAUAAAACAUUUCAAUCGAUAGUUAGCAGCGGCCUUAGUAGUGUAUUAAGCUGACUUAGGCUAAGUAUUGAAUAAUUCACACUGUUAUUAUAAAUUGAUACUGUCAGCCAUGUAUUAGUAUAUUUUUUUAACUCUUUUAUAUUAUAUUGCACAACUAAAAUUUUCAAAUAUAAAUAAAGAGGCAUAGAUUAAUAGUAUACACGGGUUGGAAGAAUAGCGCAACCUUUCGCCACGCGAUCACGGGCAUCCCCGAAUAAAGGAUCUCAAUUUGAAGAUUCGGCGAU
Bactrocera dorsalis (oriental fruit fly) is the source of this 1223-nucleotide messenger RNA. Its product is annotated as G-box-binding factor-like. The record is from RefSeq and is a predicted model, not a curated record. The transcript has 2 exons. NCBI's taxonomy places the organism in Eukaryota, Metazoa, Arthropoda, Insecta, Diptera, Tephritidae. The coding region runs from base 428 to 829 and encodes 133 amino acids.